CUGAACGUCACGAGCAGGGAAACGGCAAUUGUUGAAAACACAACGCAAACGCAGCAAACCAUUGCAUGUCAGAUAGGAUCACCAUCGGAGAAAAGCUUAGGACCAGUUGUAUUGCCGGCUAUCCACACAUCGCUUGAAGACGUUAACUCUCUCAUCGUCGAGACAUAUGGUGCUCGUCCCGCAUUGCUUAUUCAGAACAUGAUCAAGAAAUAG
Molecule: messenger RNA, 213 nt
Organism: Auanema sp. JU1783
Lineage: Eukaryota; Metazoa; Nematoda; Chromadorea; Rhabditida; Rhabditidae
Source: the annotation of a GenBank genome assembly